UGUCCUGUUGAGUUUUGUUGAUGGAAAUGCUCAUCAUACUCCUGCUGUCAUGGUUAACCAUGGGCUCUACGGUACCAGUCCUUCCCAGUGACCUUCCUCCCAAGAUGUUACAGGCUCAAACACUUCAACCUCUUGAAGUCACAAAUCAGACACCUGACGCUCAGACGCCAGCCCCUCAGGUGGAGCAACCACAGCCUGGUGUAGCCCUGCAACCAGGGGCCCAGGUCCAGGAUGGCCUCCAGUUUCUGCCUCCGACACAGUUCUACAGCUGGUAUCCACUAGGGGGCGGUCCAAUGUUUUCUCCUAUGCAGCCCAGUAUCCAAGGCUCUACUAUUAACCAGCCAUCAAUCCCACAGCAGCCCCUGUUUUUCUAUCCUCAAGGAUACUUUCCUUUUUUAUCAUCACCAUACAUGAAUCAACAGUUUUCUCCGUAUGGAUUCAACAGGACUCCUCAAAAUGUAGCAAUUCAACCUCAGAAGAGUCCAGUGUCACCUGCAGAAACCCCCGCUGCAGCCUCACCUGUGGGAAAUACACCUCAGCCAAUGCAGCAACAACAGAAAUCCCAAAUUGUUUACAUGCUCCAACAGUCCAUGAACCUUCCAGUUGGCAGUCUCAGCUCAGAAGAACUCGAGAUGGCAGCUAACACAGGCCAGCUGGGUGUGUACCUGACCUCUGUGCUCACAAGCCCACCUGUGAGUGCAGUUCAGCCUGUAAACCAAGCCGCUGGGCUGAAAAACCCAGAACAGCAAAACACAGUGCCAACUGCUGAGACCUCGUCAGCUGGAGUGGCAGCGACACAGAGCCUACAGCCCAACACUAACGGGAUCCCUGCAGGUUUGGGGGGACCAACGCAGGUGGCAGCCACAGUACAAACACCUGUACAAGCCGAACUCCAACCCACACAGGCAAACCUUGUCUGAGGAAGCAGCCAGUAGCAAAGAUAACAAAUAACUUACUGAUAAUUAAACUACACAGAUUCAAUGAUGAAACAAAGACUAAAAACAAGACAGAGUAGUUUUUCAUGCAGUAGUCUUUACCAUUGCUUAUUUAAUAAGUUUACAUUAGAGCAAGCCUGUUAUACUAGGGUUGUUUUCCUGUUUGAAAUGAAGUGUAUUCUUUGCUUGUUUUCAGGAUUUUUGUUGAAGUAAUCCUACUUUUCAUCCUGCUUCAAAUGAUUUUCUGGCAAACCAGAGGACAAUGCUCAAGUAUUAUAGUUCUUCUACAUAGUGCAACUUCAUUUAAAGUCCUGUUUGUAUC
Molecule: messenger RNA, 1257 nt
Organism: Notolabrus celidotus (New Zealand spotty)
Lineage: Eukaryota; Metazoa; Chordata; Actinopteri; Labriformes; Labridae
Product: DNA translocase FtsK-like
Exons: 7
Coding region: 21-920 (299 amino acids)
Source: RefSeq, a predicted model, not a curated record